AUGUCGAACACUCUCGUCCAAUAUAUUUUGCUACGAACAGAUUUACUAAAGGAACUAGGAUGGUCAAUAGGAGCAGUUGUAGCCCAGGCAUGCCACGCAUCCACAGCUGUUCUCCACUUAAACAAAGAUGAUGAGUACACUGUAAAGUAUUUAAAUGAUAUGGAUAAUAUGCAUAAAGUGGUCUUAGAGGUGCCUGAUGAGGGAGCAUUAAAUAAAGUAGCAGCAAAGCUAAAAGAAAAUUCAAUAGCGCACAAAUUAUGGAUUGAACAGCCAGAAAAUAUACCUACUUGUUUAGCUAUUAAACCUUACCCUAAAGAUGAGGUUAAGAAAUAUGUUGGAAAAUUUAAACUACUUAAACUGCAAAUGAGUUCUACUGACUAA
Arctia plantaginis is the source of this 381-nucleotide messenger RNA. The record is from the annotation of a GenBank genome assembly. Lineage: Eukaryota; Metazoa; Arthropoda; Insecta; Lepidoptera; Erebidae.